AUGUCUGCGUUCCCUGUUCCCCGGCGUAUCCUCGUCAUUGGCGGCGGACCAUCUGGACUUGUCACUCUUCGGAAUAUACGGGAACGAGGGAACUUUAACCACGUCGAGCUCUACGAAAGGAGAGAUGAUGUCGGUGGGGUCUGGUUUCUUGACGAAGGGUCGGAUACGUUUCCAGUUUCGGACAAUCCUCGCUGGCCAUCUCCAGCGUACAGAGGAAUGAUCGGCAAUGUUCUACCGGAGUUUCUGAGCUUCUCUGAACAUCCCUUUCCCGCAUCUCCUACAACGCCACAUCAACCAUUCCCGACUUUGAAAGAGACACACAACUACCUCAAAGGUUUCGCUACGCCUUAUAUCGAGAAAGGUGUAAUCAAGUUGAAUCGCGAAGUUGUGCGCGUUGAGGAGCUUCCAUCCAAAAGGGGCUGGAACGUUGUAACGAGGAAUUGGAAUCACAAUGGCAAAGAGGAGGAUGAGAUAUGGGACGCUGUCGUUGUUGCUGUUGGGUGGUACGACAAUCCUGUAUGGCCCGAUACCGAUGGUCUAGAAGAGCUUAAGGCCAGAGGCAUCGCCAAACACGCGAAGUCUUGGAGGGGACCGGAGAGCUAUGUCGAUAAAAAAGUUCUUGUGGUCGGGAAUGCAAACUCAUCCAACGACAUCGCCGCUCAGCUUGCUUCCGUUGCCAAUAAGCCAAUAUAUCAAAGUAUCCGUCGCCCUGCCUUUCCAGGCUUCGUGAGCCUCCCAGACGAACGUAUCAAAAUGGUAGCGCCCGUAUCUAAAUAUACAGCGAAGGACACUGGGGACGGCGGCAAAGCUGACGCUCAUCUAUCAGAUGGCACUGUCAUCACUGAUCUGGACGUCGUACAUAUCGGCACGGGAUAUAAAAUCAUGCCCAGCUUCGUCUACGUUUUAGAAGAAUCAAAGGGAACACUCGCACCAAUCGCCAAUCAUGACACCAAACCUCAUAGAGUUCCAUCUCUCCACCGUCUGAUCCUUUAUGCCCACAACCCAUCUUUGGCCUUUAUUGGUGCUCCGAUGUCGUACACCCCGUUCACCAUCGCUGAUGUCGCAAGCACCUGGCUCACUUUAGCCUGGACAGGGGAAGCUUCUUAUCCCGACACGGUAGAUGGUCGCCUCGCCUUUGAACGAGAAAGGAUGGCUGCGAUUGACCAGUGGAGGAACCAGAUUGAGAAUCCAUCUGCGCUUAUGGUGUACAAUGUCCUUGGUCACGGCGAACAGGAAUACGCUAGAUCCUUAAAAGAGGACAUUGUUAAAGCCCGACCGGAGCUUCAUGACGCAUUGCCAGAGUGGAACGAUGAGCGAACGGCAUUGAGGGAAGCGAUGCACAGGACUAAACUCGAGGCCCUGAAGUACGCGAAAGAGCAUAACGCAAUAGAUCAUGUACCCUGA
Psilocybe cubensis is the source of this 1404-nucleotide messenger RNA. RefSeq lists its product as uncharacterized. Bases 1 to 1404 code for a protein of 467 amino acids. Gene Ontology annotation, molecular function: flavin adenine dinucleotide binding; N,N-dimethylaniline monooxygenase activity; NADP binding. The transcript is spliced from 3 exons. Lineage: Eukaryota; Fungi; Basidiomycota; Agaricomycetes; Agaricales; Agrocybaceae. The record is from RefSeq and is a predicted model, not a curated record.